Brassica rapa (field mustard) is the source of this 4745-nucleotide messenger RNA. RefSeq names its product auxin-responsive protein SAUR50. Gene Ontology annotation, biological process: response to auxin. Lineage: Eukaryota; Viridiplantae; Streptophyta; Magnoliopsida; Brassicales; Brassicaceae. The record is from RefSeq and is a predicted model, not a curated record.
AAAAUAGAUUACUCUAUUUAUAGAGUAAAUUUCAUUAUGAAGUGAGAUAUAGAGUUGGGUUAAAGCAUUCUUUACUCCAUAUUUACUUUUACUCUAUUUUAUAGGAAAAAAAGGAGUAGGAAUAGAGAUGUCUUUAUAAAAUGAUUUUUGUUUAGAAUUAUAACAUCAGUAUUCGACAUCGGACAACUAAAUUUCAUUAAUACACAAAUAGAAAAUUAUGUAUGUACGUAAAUUAAGAUCAUAUUUAUGAUUAUUUUAAAUGACAAAAUUAUACUUAAUGCUAGUAUUUAAGAUUAGUUAGGUUUUCAGUGGCAUUCUUUUGUAAAUAAAUGAUAAAUUUUAUGUUGAAAAAGUCUCUCGUCGAAAAUAGGUUGAAACUUGAAACAUAAUGUCCAACUACUCAUUUGUUUUUCAAACAAAACAAAACAGUUUAGCUUAUGUUAAAAAUGACUGAAGAAUUUAGAUUAUCUUCUAUAUUUACUACCUUUUGUUUCAAUAUCAUAGCAUUUAUUUAUUAUUGUUUUUGGUGGAACCUAAAUCUCUCGUUGACUAUGUGAAAAUUCCAAUGAAAGGUUCUCCUACUGAACGACCUACGGGUUAUGCUUACGAGUAUUUGAUAUAUUUUAGACUUAUAUCCGUUUUCUAAUUAGGAAUUUUCACUAUUUAUUCUUGAAUGUUGAACUCAUGGUGUAUAUAAAAAUAUAUAUAAAGUUCUUGCUUGGAUCAAAAUUUGAAGUGAUUCCUUGAAAUGCCUCGCAUAUUAUCUCUUAACACUUAAAGUUGAAGUUUCAAAAAAAAAUUUUGAAGUGAUUUAAGAUCGACACUCAUAUUCAAAAGUAAGUACUAUAAACAUGCAUGCAUCAUUUUCUUUACCGGUUUAACCGAUUUCUAAUAAUCGGAACUAGGAUCCAAAUCGAAUCAGUUGAAUCUAGAAAAACAUGCACAAGAAGACAGUCCACCAUUAACCAGUGGAUGAACCCCCACCCAAAUUAAGUUCCUUUUGCAACAAAAAAAAAAUAUUUCCGUUUAGACAACGUCGGCAUAAUUGUACUUGAGAUGCAAUUCCGACAUCAAGCUCUGAAGUGAACUAACUUCAAGGGAGACCUACGUUCAUCUUUUGUGUGUCCUAAACAGUUUACCUUUUUUCGUUUGUAAAUACCAAGACACAUUUUUCAGAGUAUUCUAAAAGAUUUUAUUUAUAAAAAAAGGAAACGGAAAAAGGUGGAAGGCCAGGGAUUAACUGCAAUCUAUAGUUGGAAAAGAAAAACGAUAAGAAAAAACAGAAAUUUAAUUAAAAAAGAAAAAAAUUAAUCAAUUAUUAAAAAGAAUAAAAGAAAAGGAAAAAAAAUAUACUACAAUGAAAGAGGCAUGCACAUGGGUGUCUGCGAAUAAAAGGAAAAAGAAAUUUGUUUGAAAGUGUCACAGGCACACUCCCUCGAAUCACAUUUAACAAAACUCCAAAAACUCUUCUGCUUUGUACUCUUCAGUACAUUACUCAUUUCAAAGUCCGUGAGUUACGCUCAUCGAUGACACCUCUCAAGAGAAAGAGAAGAUAGGUGUGCAUUUUCUUCUGCCAUUCACAUUUUUAGCCUUCGAUGAUACAUAUAUUCUAUUUAUUAUUUUUAUCAAAUAUUUCUAUUUAUUCAGAACUACAUAAUCUAACGCAAAAUUUUACUUUUGAUAGGAGAAUAUUUUGUCUUUCAUAUUAUUCUCUUUAAGAAUCAGCCCAGAAUAUUGGCUAAUGUAAAAUGUGUAUACACUUGGGUAGUUAGUAAUAUGCAGUGCCGGCCCUUGCAAGAAGCCAAGGAAGCACACGCUUGCGGCCGUAUAAUUUAUAGAGUAUUUUCGGCCACAUUUUGCAAGUAUGCUCUUUAAUCUAGUGGGAGUUUAUGUGACUAAUCUCCUUUUUGUUGUUGGGUUCGAACCCUAGUAGUUCCAAUUCAUUUUCUCCUGAUUUUUCUUUUAAAAAGUGGUCAUAUUUUUUCGUCUUGCUUCCAGCCCUUACAGUUCUAGGACCGGCUCUGGUAAUAUGUACAUUGUAUUCGUAUACAUAAGGUGGUUUAUCUAGCAACUGUAGCAGUUUCUAAUUAAUUGUUUAACAAGUAUAUAGUUAACAGUCUGCAACCGUUUAAGUUACUUCUAUCUUCUUAGCUUAUUUCUAUCAAAACAAAAAAGUUAGUAUAUCAAAUUUUGAUAAAGAGUAAAAUAUCAUCAUAAGUGCCAACAAUAUAAUCGGUUAUAUUGACAUUUUGCAAGUUGUAUCAUGUAGCACAUGAUAACAUGUUUUCAUAUCAUACAUAUCACAUUAAUAUUCUUUUGAGGGAUAUAUUACAUUACAUUAGUACAUGUGAAAUAUUUUUAUGUAAUAUGGAUUAUGAAUACUUUUAUGGUUCUUUUAGUGAAUAUGUUUUCUAACUUUAUACGUAUGUUUAUUCCCAAGAACAACCUUCUCAGACUCUUUUGCCUUCCCCAGAGCAAAUUUGAUAUUAUAUGCCUGCAGCCUGUCUAUCAUCCUCCUUAAAUAUUACAUAUAGAUAUAUCAAAUAUUUCAAAAUAAUAAAAUUAACAGGGGUGGUAGUCACUUAGAGCAUCUCCAACCCAACCUCAAAUUCCCAAUUUUUAAAGUUUUUGUCAUCUCAACCCAACCUCAAAUCUUCAAAUUUUGAGAUUUUGAAUAGUGACACCUCAAAUUUGAGGUUUCACUGUUCAAAACCUCAAAACUACUAUUCAUUUUCUUUUUAGUUUUUACAACUAUUUUCUUUCACAAUUAGAUCCACUAACUUUAUUUAGAAUAUUUUAAAUACACCAAAAUAAAAUAAAAUAGAAUAAAUAUUACAUAACAUUAAAAUAAAAUUCACACAAAUAGAAAAAUACAUAAAUUAAAUCUCACACAAAAUAAAAUUCACACAAAUAGAAAAGUAUAUUAAAUAAAGCUCAGACAAAAUAAAAAUGUAUUAAACAAAUUUAACAUAAAUUAUAAUUUUCUAAAAUUUGUGUGUAUGUGUGUUGUUUUACUAUAUAUGUAAUUUGUAUUAUUUUUAUUAUAUAUUGUAAUAUUGUACAUUGUAUAAUAUUUAAAAGUAUGUUUUAUUACGUAUUUGUAAAGUUUUAUUCUUAUUUAGUAACUUUUGUUAAUGUCAAGGACUAUAAUGUAAAAAAAAAAAAUUAAGAUUUUUUUGAAGAUUCAUGGUUAGAAUAACCACCCCUCAAAUUCUCAUUUUGCGGUUUUGCUCCAUUUAAAAUGAGGUCUUGGGUUGGAGAUACUCUUAGCUAUUGGAAGAUGUACUAAGCUCAAAUUAGAGUUACAUUGGACAUUGCAAGUCUGCAACUAACAUUACACAUUGUAUAUCUCCGAAUCAAAAUUAUGGUCCAAAGAAACCAAACUUCUUAUUAAAUUAUCAAGUUGUCAUAAUUUAUACUAUUUUUUUAGUUAUUGGUAUGUUAAUAUAAUUACAAAGGUGAUGCAGAAUUUUAAUGUUUAUUACUAAUGAUCAACAGGGAUAAACUAUAAUAAAUUUGGCCAUUAUUAUAUAUAGUGAAACGAUUCAGGUUAGCUAGUAUAUAGAUAUAUUCCCUCUCUAGAUGAAAGUAACUGAUUUAGAAGGUUGGAGUAGGGUGGAUAUCACGUAUAGGCAUAGCUUAGAGUAUUGAGAAAAAAUAUGUCUCUUUUGUUUCCGAUUAAUUAAUUCAGGUAGUCAUACAUACGUGUUUGAAGUGAAUAUUUAAGCGAAGAAAAGGGAGAUAGGAAAUAUAUAUAAGGAUAUAUAGUAUAUAUGGUGUAUCCUGGUAAGGACCAGGAGAUCAGAAGGGGCCACAAUGUCACAAAGAGGACCAACAAUGAAAUUAAAUCCUCAGCUGGCUUUGCCAUUUUGGCUCCCACCUUCUCCUUCUAAACAUAUGCACAUGUCUUCAUAUCCUUCUCUCUCUACACACACAAGAGUAUGUACAGCCACAUACAUAUACAAAAUCUUUAUUUAUAAAUAUAUGCACCUCAACUCCUCAAUAACCACCCAUCUCCUUCCCAACUCUCUCUAUCCUUCAAACACAACCAAAAGCUUUUCUCUCUCAAUAACCCAAAGACAAAUGGCCAUAAUGAAGAAAUCUUCAAAACUAACUCAGACAGCAAUGCUAAAGCAGAUUCUAAAGAGAUGCUCGAGCUUAGGAAAGACGAAUGGAGGAGGAUACGAUGAAGAUUUCCUCCCACUAGACGUACCAAAGGGGCACUUUCCUGUCUAUGUCGGAGAGAACAGAAGCAGAUACAUUGUCCCAGUCUCCUUCUUGACUCACCCUGAGUUCCAAUCUCUCUUAAGACGAGCUGAGGAAGAGUUUGGAUUUGACCACGAUAUGGGUAUCACCAUUCCUUGUGAUGAACUUGUCUUCCAGAACCUAACUUCAGUGAUCCGAUGAAAUUUUAAGUAAACCAUUUGAAGAAGAUGGUUGACGAAGCAGAAGCUUUCUUACGAGAAAUAGCAUCUCCUCUCUUUUUAAGUUUUUUCUUCUUCUAUUUUUAAGCCUAUCUAGGGUUUUUACGAGCUGGUUUACUCGUCUAAUAAGAAAGAAACCUGAAUGAGAUAUAGAUUCCAUGGGUUUAAUUGGAUUUGUAAAUUAAAAAGCUUGUAAUGUUUUCCUCGCAGAUCUUGAUUUUGUGAGAGAAGUUGAUUAAUGCAGGAAAAAAUAUUCCUCUAUUUGUUUAACGAUUCCCUAAUUUUUUUUAUUGAUUCUUGUGCAACUUAAUUUGUACUAUU